CGACUUACUGAAAGAGGUGACAUGACUCUGAGAGAUAUAUUUGUAGAUUUGGUUUGUUAGAAUCCAGAGUCCUAGUUAUAUAUGGUUUAUACCCCCUUCUAUGGGAUAGGUACAACCUUUUAUUCCACCGUUAAAUGGCUCCUGUGGGAUGCCCUGGUCGUAUGUUCCCCCCUCAGCCCUUGUCUUAUCCGCAUGUGAUGGUGCUGUGGGUAUGUGUUUACAGGGUUGCUUCAAGACCUAAACCGUUCAAUCUUUACCUGCGAACGCUUCCUUCCGACGUUGAUAUUCAUCAGAAGGUUAUUAUAUGUUUAUAUAGUGCUAUAUUGCAUAUAUAAUGUGUGGGUGUACAUCCUGAGAUAGC
This is a messenger RNA of Babjeviella inositovora NRRL Y-12698, 361 nucleotides long. RefSeq lists its product as uncharacterized. NCBI's taxonomy places the organism in Eukaryota, Fungi, Ascomycota, Pichiomycetes, Serinales. The record is from RefSeq and is a predicted model, not a curated record. Bases 135 to 335 code for a protein of 66 amino acids. The transcript has a single exon.